AUGUCUGGUGGUUUCUACAAGUAUCGUUGCAAAUACUUUUAUACCCACAACUGCCAAAAUUGGGUUUGGGUGAACAAAGCGCCAUGUGCAACUUGCAUGGCUGAAGGACGAGAUGAUGAAAAGGCUCCCACUUCCGGAUGGAUGAUGUCUCGAGAUAUCGCGGUGCCUCGUGUCCAGGAUGGCGUUCUGCAAUACGCAAUGAUGGAGCUUGUUGCUCCCACUGUUCCUGGAGAGGACUGGCAUCUCAGAGACAAGGUUGCUCGAAUCCACCCUGCCGAUUCAGUGAACAACGGCAUAUCAGCAGCAGCUGGAAAUACUUCCACCGAGUCUUGGACUAUCGGAGACAAAGCAGCUCGGCCGCCACCAGCUGUUCCAGUCACCAGUGCCAUGCCCGAGGCGCCUGGCCUGGUGUCGUCCGGGCAGUGA
This is a messenger RNA of Metarhizium brunneum ARSEF 3297, 426 nucleotides long. RefSeq lists its product as uncharacterized. The record is from RefSeq and is a predicted model, not a curated record. Lineage: Eukaryota; Fungi; Ascomycota; Sordariomycetes; Hypocreales; Clavicipitaceae.